AUGGUCGCCCAAGGUUCUUUGCCUUCCUAUGACAGGCCACCCUCUCCCGGUUUGCUGUCAAAUGUAUCGAAGCGCUUGAAUACGACUGCUGAGCUGUUGAUUACUCGCUCUGAAAACGGAAGUCUUAGCGUCGGUAUCAACUUGAAUUUGUCAGCUCGGGACCUUGGCGUACGAGAUCUUCCCGAAAUCGAGCUUCAGCAGGAUCUGUCGUCGCUUGUGGCUGAUUCGCCUUUCGAAAGAGUGCUAUCUCGCAAAGUGGAUUGA
Messenger RNA from Linnemannia hyalina, 264 nucleotides. The record is from the annotation of a GenBank genome assembly. Lineage: Eukaryota; Fungi; Mortierellomycota; Mortierellomycetes; Mortierellales; Mortierellaceae.